Molecule: messenger RNA, 665 nt
Organism: Myzus persicae (green peach aphid)
Lineage: Eukaryota; Metazoa; Arthropoda; Insecta; Hemiptera; Aphididae
Product: acyl-coenzyme A thioesterase 13-like
Exons: 3
Coding region: 91-540 (149 amino acids)
Molecular function (GO): fatty acyl-CoA hydrolase activity
Source: RefSeq, a predicted model, not a curated record
UAAAUAAUUCAAACUUUAUACUUAGAUAUUUUUGAUUUUAUUUUAUAUUUUGUUAAUCAGAUUUUAUUUUUGAUUUCACAUAAUAUUAUAAUGAACAGUAACAAGUCAUUAGAGUCAUUAAGAAAAAUUUUUAAUUUUUCAAUCAAAAGUAAUACACACAAAAAAAUUUUUGAAAAGGUGAAUUUAAUAUCAGGUGGAAAUGGCCAAUGUGUUGCUGAGAUGGUUGUUGAACAACAACAUACCAAUGAAUAUGGUACACUCCAUGGAGGUUUUACAGCUGCUGCCGUAGAUUAUUUGUCGAGUUUGGCUGUAUUGACUCAUCCGAAAAUUGUUGAGAACAUUGAUUCAGCGCCUAACAGUGGUGUUUCAGUUGAUAUUCAUGUUUCGUAUCAUAAUUCAGCAAAAAUUGGUGACAAAAUAGUUAUUAAUUCCGAGACUGUUAAAUUUGGGAGAAAUUUAGCAUUUCUAAAAGUGACAUUAUUAAGGAAAGAUGAUAAUGUUAUCUUAGCUCAAGGUUCACACACUAAGUUUGUAGGAUAAUAUGAAAAGUUGUGUUGUGUUAUGUAAAAUGGGCUGUUUGAAAAAAAUGUAUUAUGGCUAUUAUACCAUGUAUGAUACCAACAAACUUAUUUCAGUUGAAUAGUAAAAAUUGUUUCUUUUUUAUA